Molecule: messenger RNA, 3622 nt
Organism: Polychytrium aggregatum
Lineage: Eukaryota; Fungi; Chytridiomycota; Chytridiomycetes; Polychytriales
Product: male sterility protein-domain-containing protein
Exons: 11
Coding region: 15-3272 (1085 amino acids)
Source: RefSeq, a predicted model, not a curated record
CGAUCAUCUCCACGAUGGUGCUCAGGACGCUUGCGUGCUGCUUCGGGUCGCCCGAUGCCCCUCCCAGCGACAGGGGCAUCUCCGAGUCUGGCGCCUCGGGAGCCCCCUCCUCCGUGCAGCCCCAGUCUGCGCCAGCGAUGACGACCUUUGACCCUUGGAUGCAUCCCGUUGAAGCCAUCGUCAAGUUGGCGCAGAACGAGCCGGACGCCCUCGCCAUCUUCACCCUCGAAAACGACGAGAUCGAGCGCUACAGCUACCUCCAGCUCUGGGAGAAGGCUUACUCGAUUGCCCAGGGGCUCAAGGCCCUUCCUGGCUGGAACGACGAGGGCCACGACAUAAUUGCCCUCUUCUGCGAGCCCGAGGCGCACUGGAUGUUCUAUUCGGUUGCCCUGUGGAUCCUCGGCAAGAAAGUCAUCAACUUUGCCCUCAACUGGCCCUCGUCCGUCCGCAAGGCCCUCUGCGACAGGCUCAAGAUCCGAUAUGUGCUCUACCACCACACCAAGCCCGGACGAGUCGAAGGACUCGAGCCUGUCGAUGCUGGCACCUUCCCUCUCCUGGACAGCGUCCCGGCUCCCUCGCUCGAAGCCUGCGAGCCCCUGAACGACUACGUCGCCUAUCUCAGCACAUCCGGCACAACUGGAAUCCCCAAGACGUUCCAAGUCACCCAUAGAUUUGUCGAGUCGAGCCGCACCUCGGACAGAUUCAAGUACGCCGGUAUCGGUGUGUCCCAGGCGCCCUCGUUCACCGCCUCCAUGGGCUCAGUCAUUGGCGUCCCCAACACCAAAGGCUCACUCUGGUUUCCCAAGCCGACCCCAAACCCUCAGGAAAAGGCGACCAGUGUCAUCAGACUGUUGGAUGAGGGCUUGAACAUCAUCAGCUCGACCCCAUCCUUUAUGAAGCUCGUCUUCAAGCUUGCUCUUUCAAAUAAGAAAACUGUCACAUGGGACAAAGUCACGCUUGUCGGUCUCGGCUCGGAGCUUGUGACCGUGCCGCUCGUCAACCAGGCCAAGACACUGUGUCCAAACGCCCUCAUCCAAUGCUUUUACGGAUCGAGCGAGACUGGCGUCCUCAGUGCCAUGUCAGCCUGCAUCAUUCCUCCGUCCAUGCCCUGCCCUGCCCAGCUUGUCUACAAGCAGCCAAAGCCUCAUAUCAGAUGCCUCAUCUUUGACGAGGAGGGCAACGUGGUCGACCAGAGCGUGUCCCAGAGCGGCAUCUUGGUCAUGGCUGUCGACAAGGAUGACCCUGUCAAGAACCACCCCAACUUUACCACCGCCGAUCCCAACGACAAGCUGGCUUCGUUCGGUUUCCUCGAGGACGGCUCUCCCCGUGUCUGCACCAUGGACUGGGUUGAAAUGAAGGGCGAGAGAGAGUUUACUAUCGUCGGAAGAUUCGGCCAGAAGAUCAAGGUCAACGGCGUCUAUGUCGACCUCAACGCCCUCGAGGAGCUGGCCAACGAAAACAUGGCUCGUGUCAUCUCGGACUGCGCCUUCAUCCAGACCUCCGAGAAGAAGAUCGUGAUGCUCUUUGUUCGCAGAAAGGGCUCUGACAUCCAUGCAAACCCAGCCGAGGUCCUCCAGAUGGCCCAGGAUCUGUUCGCCCUCAAGAACGUCUCCAAGGUGCCGAUCCACAACUGCUUCGAGCUCGAGGCGUUCCCCUUCAACGACUCGGGCAAGCGUGACCUCAAGAAGCUCAAGCGCAUCGCCGAAAACACGAACCAGUACAGCCUGGCUGCCUCUUUCCCAGCCCUUCAUGCUGCAAACACGAUGGCGUCUCGCGCGGCCCUCAAGAUCUCGGCGCUCGGCAGCCAGAUCCUCGACAACCCCGCCCUCGACGGCCGCAACUACUACAUCGGCGGUGUCGGCUUUGAUUCGCUGAGUGUCAGCCGUCUCGCCCUCGCCAUCAAGGACGAACUCAAUGUCGAGAUCUCGCCGAUGAUCCUGCUGUCAAACGGAAUGACGCCGCUUGAUGUCGCCCAGCUGGUGGUCGAUCUUCGAAACAAUCGCCCUAUGAUCCCCGCGACGGGCGAUCUGGCUGGCGAGGCCGCCAGGCUCGACGAUGCGAGUGUGACGGCCCAAGGUCUCCCUCCGUUUGUCUAUCCCAAGGACCCUCGCGGCAUCGUCCUGACCGGCGCCACUGGCUUCCUCGGUGCCUUCCUGAUCUUUGAGCUGGCCAACAAGUUCCCUCGGGCCAAGAUCUACUGCCUCGUGCGAGCCCAUAGCGAAGAAUACGCAUUGGAUCGUAUCUUUUCCAACGCCUCCAAGUUGGUGAUAGCAUCGAGAAAGGCUGGUGAUCCGCGGUACGAUGUGCGCAAUCGAUUCAUCGGUCUGUGCGGUAACUUGUCGAAGGACAACUGGGGACUCUCGGACGAGCGAUGGAAGGAGCUUUGCCGAGAAACCGACAUGAUUGUCCACAACGGCGCCGAGGUCCACUGGCUGUAUGAUUAUGACAGACUCAAGGGGCCCAACGUCCUCGGCACGGCGACGGCCCUGAGACUGGCCACAACCCACCACCUGAAGCCGCUGCACUACAUCUCGACCAUCGGCACGAUUCCAGCUUCCAAGAAUACUAAUGAGCCGCUUAAGGAGAAAAUCAACUCGGCCUGGAACAUCUCUGGCGGGUAUGGCCAGACCAAGUGGGUCUCUGAGCAGCUGGUCAACAAGGCACGAUCCAGGGGAGUGCCGGUGACGAUCAUUCGCCCAGCACUGAUCGCCGGCGACAGCAAAUACGGAGUGUCCAACACGGACGACUACAUCUGGCGAUAUGUCAAGGGAUGCAUCCAGCUCGGCAUUGCUCCCUCGCACGCCACUCCCGUCACGAUGACCAUGGAUCCCGUCGACCAUGUCGCCAAGGUGGUCGCCGAGAUUGCCGGCUCGGAGGAGUCCCUGUCCAAGUUUGUGUUCCACAUCAGCGACUCGGAGCACAGUACCAUCACCGAGACCAAGCUGUUCGAGAUUGUCAAUGCCCAUGGCUGGCCCGUCUUGUUCGAGUCCCGCGAGCAAUUCAGAACGCUGCUGACCGAGAACCCGACGGUUGAGGGCAACUCACUGUUCCCGCUCAUGUACGUGAUGAUGGACAUGUCUGUCCAGGUCGACAACGCCAACACCCGCUCGAUCUACCCAGCACCCUGUCCCUCGACAACGUCGAUCGUCAAAAAAUGUCUCAACUACCUCUACAUCGUGCGCUUCCUGUACGAGCCCAAGUAUGCCUCGAGCGAGCUCAAGGACGAGGAGUAUCCCGAAGUCAGCAUCUUCACCCGCACCGGCCGCAACUGAUUGCUCGACACGCUACCAUAGUGCGUGCCUCUCCCUCGUUCCAAUUGUUUCUUUCCUUUUCCUUCCGGCUCGCCCCUUUCUAUUCCUUCCCUUUCCUUCGAUGAUAGAAUCUUCUUUACUUCUCCAGCCACCAGCUCUUCUGUUUUGAUGGCCUCCAAAUCCCUCUAUGUUGUCGCUAUAUGUCUGAUCUUGCCAAUUCAAUUCGAGCGAAUCUGUGUUCGACAGGGUUGCUGCCUUCCUCUUCCAGAAAAUGUCUGUAUUACCGUGUACCCAUAACGAAAUGGGAUAUCCUGCUUUGAGCCAGAGUUGUCCGUUCUUUCUAGGUCCUGAAUACACCACGUCAUGACCAA